CAUCAAUGAUUCACUCUGUGGAGUCCUGCCCACGUCCCCUCAUGACGUGUGAAAAGCAGAUGCGCUGACCUGAGAUCAGCCUCAAGCUGCCACUGUGACUGCGCUCUGUUUGGAGUCCUGUCAGUGUGAAGCGCGCAGAGCACGGAUCACCUCAUCCUUCACACAGCAUCCUCUUCAGUACAAACCAGAACUACCAGCUCCUCUUGAUCCUCAGGCUGUUGUCACAUGAGCAGGUCUGUCAAACACUGAUGGGAGUGGAGUAUAGUAACCAUGGCACACUGUAAUCUGCGGACACCACCUUCCUCUCCUCAAGAUGAUGUUAACCUGGGACCUUCAGCAAACCCAAAUGCCAGGCCCACUGACUUUGACUUCUUGGCUGUCAUUGGCAAAGGGACCUUUGGAAAGGUCCUGCUUGCCAAGCAUAAAGCCGACAGCAAAUUCUACGCUGUCAAAGUCCUGCAGAAGAAAAUCAUCCUGAAGAAAAAAGAGCAAAAGAACAUCAUGGCAGAGAGAAACGUGCUGCUGAAGAGCCUCAAACACCCGUUUCUGGUUCGGCUUCACUACUCGUUUCAGACUGUAGAGAAGCUCUACUUUGUCCUGGACUAUGUAAAUGGCGGAGAGUUGUUCUUCCACUUGCAGAGAGAGCGGUGUUUCUCAGAACCCAGAGCGAGAUUCUACACGGCUGAGGUAGCAAGCGCCAUCGGCUACCUUCACUCUCUCAACAUUGUUUACAGAGAUCUGAAGCCAGAAAAUAUACUUUUAGACUGUCAGGGCCAUGUGGUGCUGACAGAUUUUGGGCUGUGCAAGGAGGGUGUGGAGCCAGAGGCAACCACCUCGACUUUCUGUGGCACUCCAGAAUAUUUGGCGCCAGAGAUUCUUCGUAAGGAACCGUAUGACAGGACAGUGGACUGGUGGUGCCUGGGAGCCGUGCUGUAUGAGAUGCUCUUCAGUCUGCCUCCUUUCUACAGCCGUGAUAUUGGUGAAAUGUACGAUGGGAUCCUUCACAAACCGCUGAUGCUGCCUCCGGGAAAGUCUGAGGCCGCCUGCUCUCUGCUGAUGGGUCUUCUCCAGAAAGACCAGCACAGACGCCUGGGAGCCAUCGCAGACUUUUUAGAAAUAAAGAACCACACUUUUUUCACUCCGAUCAACUGGGACGACCUUUACCACAAGAGAAUCACCCCUCCUUACAACCCUAAUGUGAGGGGCCCAGCUGACACUCAACAUAUUGAUCCUGAGUUCACCAGAGAAAUGGUUCCUAACUCAGUGAGUCAGACCCCAGAGUUCAAUCCCAGCACCAGCUCCAGCAACGCCUUUAAUGGGUUCUCCUUUGUCGGCACCGAGGACAGCUUUCUGUGACAUCCGGACAGAUGAAUCGCAGCUAACUGUUUAAAUGAUUUUUUAGCGCAGAAAUCUUGUUCAUUAUUAUUAAAAGUUUUCUCACAAAGAUAAGUGUUCCUCAUGUAACACAGCAGGAAUCCCACAUGACAUCGGUCAUGUUUGACCGCUGCAGUGAAGCGAGUAUGUAGCAGAAAGGGCAAGUCUGCAAUGCAGACACUGUUCGAAAUAAGUUCAAGUUCGAAAUAUGUAAAACGUCUUGUUUGGGGGGGUCCCGUGUUUAGGAUAUACACAAACAAGUUAUGCAGUUGGAGUGUCCUUAAAAUGUAACAAGAAGUGCCUUUAUUUCAGUUAUUUGUAGAGAAAUGAAGAACACAUGAGUCCGGAUAAAGACAAAACUUCUUUUUCUUUGUAUUUUUUUAAAGGCUUUAGCAUAUUGUACCUGCACAAAACACCAUCUUUGUGUGUCUAUAUCAAGACUUAGCAUUGUUGCUCACUGAUCCUGUUUUUAUAGAAAGUAGAUCCUGAUGAACAUGUUUUUUUAAAUUAAGCAACGGAUAAUAAUCAUGGAGUCCAGCACUGAGUUAAAACAGGGAAUAAUAAAAAAAAGAAAGAAAAAAUACUACAAGAAGAAAUUCAUAUAUUUUUAAAAAAAACUUUCUUACUCUUAACAGGUUAGAUAGUAACAAUUCUAGUGCAGUGCUUUGCUUUUUAACAUCAGUUAUCAGUGCACACUUGGCAUGUUUUCCAUCCAUCCAUCCAUCGUCAUCCGCUUUGUCCGGGGUCGGGUCGCGGGGGCAGCAGCCUAAGCAAAGGCAUGUUUUCUUCAUUUGUUUUUAUCUUUUUGUCACACGGUGCUACUGAUGAUUCUAUGCAGCAUGUUUCUCCUUAAAGACCAAAAAAAGGAUUAAAAAAAAUCUUUGACCAAAGAAGGAGAAAAAAAUGUUGAAAAGUAAUACGAGCCAUGCUAUUCGCAGUGAUAAAACAGUGAAGGUGGCAUAGCUGGGUGCGAAACACUGGCUACUAGUUAUUGCAGCGGUGAUCAUAGCUGCAAAUGUACUAAAUGUCCACACUGAUUUGCUAAUGAUGCACUGAUGCAGUACCUUUGACUAACUUCAGUCAGUCAGUCAGCUAUGGCUCUGUGUGCACGAUAUAGUCGUUUAUUAUGAGGAUUAUACAGUAGUCAUGAUCAAAGUAUUCAUUUGUUCUUUUGUCUGUAGAUAUAAGUUUAGCUUCACUGGUUUAUAUAACAGGUU
This is a messenger RNA of Maylandia zebra (zebra mbuna), 2591 nucleotides long. It is a transcript of the gene sgk2a, whose product is annotated as serum/glucocorticoid regulated kinase 2a. Lineage: Eukaryota; Metazoa; Chordata; Actinopteri; Cichliformes; Cichlidae. The record is from RefSeq and is a predicted model, not a curated record. Gene Ontology annotation, biological process: protein phosphorylation. Gene Ontology annotation, molecular function: protein serine/threonine kinase activity; ATP binding.